AUGUCGUCACCAGUUUCCACAUUCAUGUACAGAUUGAGAAUGCUCUAUGAGAAAACAAAAAUACUAAUUUCUCCUAAAACUGUGUUAGACAUUGUGUUUAGCCGGCAGUAUAGAUCAAAACACAGAACAACCUCAACAAUCAGCACCAUGUGUGGCUACUACGGAAACUACUAUGGAGGCAGAGGCUAUGGCUGCUGUGGCUAUGGAGGCCUGGGCUAUGGCUAUGGAGGCCUGGGCUAUGGCUGCUGUGGCUAUGGAGGCCUGGGCUAUGGCUUUGGAGGCCUGGGCUAUGGCUAUGGAGGUCUGGGCUGUGGAUAUGGCUCCUACAGUGGCUGUGGCUACCGUGGACUGGGCUGUGGCUAUGGCUGUGGCUAUGGUUAUGGCUCACGCUCUCUCUGUGGCUGUGGCUAUGGAUGUGGCUCUGGCUAUGGAUCUGGAUUUGGUGGCUACUACUGA
Messenger RNA from Myodes glareolus (Bank vole), 456 nucleotides. The record is from RefSeq and is a predicted model, not a curated record. NCBI's taxonomy places the organism in Eukaryota, Metazoa, Chordata, Mammalia, Rodentia, Cricetidae.